UGUCACUUCCGGUUUUCACUUUUUGCAGUCCGACAGCUGUGUUUGGGAGCAUCUUGAUGCUCCUGUGCAAACCCUUUGCACAGUUGAUCUUCGACACGUUUUCAGUCAGUGACAGACUGAUGGAAAUUUUUAGUAAGCAAGACCACCGUUUCCAAAAAAUCGAUGUUUUACAGCUGCGUGGCUGUAAGGAGGAGGAGAGGAGCUCCAGUCUAGAUGAGGAUGAAACCGAGCCUCCACAGAUCAAAGAGGAAGAGGAGGAACUUUGCUGCAGCCAGGAGGAAGAGCAGCAGUUACUGAAGCAGGAGAUCAAAUCUGAAUGUGAGGAAAUAUUAGUAAUCCAGUAUGAAGACCUCUCAGUGAAAAACAUCUGUAAGGAGGAGACUGAUGAUGAGCAGCUUCUCUGGAAGCAGGAGAGGAGCUCCAGUCUGGAUGAAGAGGAUCCAGAGCUUCCACUGAUCAAAGAGGAGGAGGAGGAGGAACAAUUCAUCAAUGAGGAAGGAGAUCAGCUGGAACUGAAGCAGGAAAAUGAUGCUUUUCUGGUCACUGAGGAUGAUCAGGAAAACAUGGACUCCAACCCAGAACCAAGUGAGAACCCAGUUCUGGGAGCAAACUCUCAGAUCAGAAACUUUGGUCACUUUAAGCUUUUUGGCAAAGCAUCCACAUUAGAGAGACACUGUCAAAGGAACACAGAGGAAAACUCAGUGCAGUGUUCCGUUUGUGGAAAAACAACUCAUUCACUUGGGAAACAGUCCCAAAGGAAGCAACUUGAUGUAAUCCACUCUGAUGUGACUCUAGGCCUUUGUGAAGCCUGCAGAAACAGACUGGAUCAAGGUGAUGCUGUGACCGUCCAGCUGGAUGAGAGGUCACAUUCCUGUGAAACAUGUGGGAAGGUUUUCACUCGGCGUGGCAGUUUGAUAACUCACAUGAGAAUACACACAGGUGAGAGGCCUUAUUCGUGUAAAACAUGUGGUAAAAGUUAUAUUCAAAGAGGAGAUUUGACUGUUCACAUGAGAAAGCACACAGGCGAAAAGCCGUUUACCUGUGAAAUGUGCGGAAAGAGUUUCACUCAAUCUUCCAGAUUGGUUGUCCACAUGAGGGGUCACACGGGUGAAAAGCCUUUUAACUGUGAAAUAUGUGGGAAAAGUUUUAAUCGAAGUGGUUCUUUAACUGCCCAUUUGAGAACCCACACCGGCGAGAGGCCCUUCUCCUGUAAAAUGUGUGAAAAAGGUUUUACUCAGAGCAGUAACUUAGCCGCUCACAUGAGAACCCACACUGGUGAGAGGCCCUUUUCCUGUGAUUUAUGUCCAAAGUCCUUUAAGCUGCGCGGUUCUUUGACUGCUCACAUGAGAACUCACACAGACGGGGAGCCAUAGUUUUACAUAGUAAACAUAAUUUACUCAUUUCCAUAUGACGGUGGCUUAACACAUAUCAAUUAUGGAAGCAACCCCAUAAUUGUGAUGUAAAUAAAGUUUUGGUUGAAUGCUUUAUUUAUUAUUUGCAAUACAAAUAUCCUUGACGGCUGACAGGCUAUAUUUUUAAAACCUAAAGAAAGUUUCAAAUAAACUUGAUAUACUUUCUAGAGGGCAGCUUCGACUGUAUGAUGAAAGUAUUAUCGCAUGCAUCUGCAGCUAAAUAUGAAGAAUUUGAAGGAAUUUUUAAUUGUGUUGUACUCUUACUUGUGUUGCAAUUGUCAAAAAUAUUUUUUUAAAACCAAAACAUCAUUGUCAUUUUUAAAGUGGGAUAGCCUUGGUGUUUCAUUUCAAUAAAGUAAAAUAAAACUUUUUAUUCUGGAAAUUGAUACAGAUGCCUGAUUGUAAAUAGUAGCAAAAAUCAACUUUUUUGAGUCAUUUGCAGUUAUUUUUCUUACUCAACCACAUAUUUAUUAGUGUACCCUUUUUUAACAUUAAAAAGGUAAUACUAGUCUUACUUGAAUAUAAUUUUAGGGUGGUUUUAGCUUCUGGUUUUCUGUUCAACUAACCAAAACCUGAAAAACUAUAGUUGAUAAAAAAAUUGGAAUAAAGAUUUAUUCUUUUUACCAGCAGAUGAAGACAUUGAUCAUAACACAUGUCUUCUUUUGAAUAUGAAAUGUAAUUGAUACCCAACUAUAUUGUAAAUACCUGUAUUAAACUCACUUGGGAAUUGUUAUAUAGCAGUUUUUAUCCGAUAUAUUUGCUAUGAUUUAGUUUUUACAUUUUCCAUUUCAAGCCACUAGAGGGCAGUAACGCUUUAAAUAUGAUUUGAAAGUCUGGCAGUGCUGGCGACAACCAGCAUGACUGCCUAUGAAAAUCACAGGCUGUAAUUAAUGUUAACAUUAAAAGUAUCCUUAAACAAAGAUUAGACUGAUGGAAUUAUGCGGAAAUGAAGAAUCUGACUUUCACAGAAAUUGAAUGUAACUUUUAAAGUCUGAUGGCAGGUUCAAGGAGAAUUUAGAGAGUGAGAUUAAACGAUUGAUUGACUAAACUAAUUGUUUAAAUUAUCUGUCAAAAACAGCUGAUAAAGCUGUCCUCUGGUCAAUUUAAAACAAUCGCAUACAUUGAAUUAUUUAAAAAAAUGUGUUUAUUGGUUUUAAGUCAUUUCGAGGUGUGUAAAAAAAUAGAAUAGCCUUUUCCUUUAAGCACGGUUUCUAUGGCGAUGAGGGGGUGGGGGUGAAACAACAUAUUAAAGCAUGAAAUACUGUAUUUGUUACUAAGAAUGUAGAGGUUUGGGGCUAAUAUUGACCCCAAUUCAAUCUUUAAUUUACAAAACCUUUUUACUUUUAGGAGAUAAUUAUUUCUGGUACAUUCACGUCCCAUGCAGCCAAAGUGCUGGAAAGGAUUUUGUUGUCCCACCUGAGGUCUUUGGUGAAACCAUCUCUGGACCCACUUCAGUUUGCCUACCAGCCACGCCUAGGGAUGGAGGAUGCUGUUAUUCACCUGCUGCAACGUGCUCAUUCUCACCUGGAUGGAGGGGGGGGGCACUGUGAGGGUCACAUUCUUUGAUUUCUUCAGUGCGUUCAACACCAUGCAGCCCUGGUUACUGGGUGAGAAGCUGCAGCUAACGUGGUCUCCUGGAUCAUUGACUACUUGUCGGACUUGUCCGGUUGGGCAGUGUCCUGUCUGACAAGGUGACGAGCAGUCUGGGGGCCCCACUGGGCACUGUGCUCUCUCCCUUCCUGUUCACUUUGUACACCAGUGACUUCCAGUAUAACUCAGAGUCAUGCCAUCUUCAGAAAUUCUCUGACGACUCUGUGGUUGUUGGCUGCAUUAAUGGUGGGCGAGAGGAGGAGUACAGGGAACUUGUGGAUAAAUUUGUGAGAUGGUCUGGAGCAAACCACCUACUGCUCAAUGUGGAAAAUACCAGAGAGAUGGUGAUGGACUUCAGGAAGAAACCACCAGCUUCCCAGCCUCUCGACAUCUUGGGCAGAGAUGUCCCAGAGGUAGAAAAGUACAAGUACUUGGGAGUAACCAUCGACAACAGAGUGAGCUGGAAGAACAACAGCACUGCUGUGUAUGAGAAGGCCAGCAGCAGACUCUACUUCCUGAGGAGACUAAGGUCCUUCAACGCGUGCAGGAAGAUGCUUGAGAUUUUCUACCAGUCUGUUGUGGCCAGCACUCUGUUCUUAAUGUGUGAGUGUGUGAAUGUGUGUGUGACUGGGUGAAUGGGUCUGUGACUGUAAAGAGCUCUGUCCUUGUAGGAAGAUAGGCGCUAUAUAAGUAUACGCCAUUUACCAUUCUUUUCGGUGGUCUGCUGGGGGGGGCAGCAUAUCUGCCAGGGACACUAAUAGACUGAACAAAUUGGUUAGAAGAGCUGGCUCCAUAAUCGGAUGUAAAAUAGACACGUUUGAAGCUGUGAUGGAGAGGAGGACUUUAAAUAAGCUCGUAUCCAUCAUGGAUAAUCCGGAGCAUCCUCUCCAUCCUGUACUUGAUGGUCAGCAGAGCUCCUUCUCCCAUAGGCUAAGGCAGUUUCGCUGUCACACCAACCGCUACAGGAGAUCAUUCCUGCCUCACUCCAUUGGAUUCUAUAACUUGUCAUCCAUGUGCAAUAGAUAAACUCAUUUACAGUCUGUCUGUUUUUUGUCCUGAGCUGUCACGCAAUACAUACAUGUUUCUUUCUGAUUGAUUGUUCUGGUCUCUGUUGUCAUCUAUUGUUUGUAUGUUUGUAUCUUGAGCCUAACGCCGACGCUGUACCAACCCAUUUUCCCAAGUUGGGACCAAAUAAAGCAUCUUUAUCUUA
Molecule: messenger RNA, 4212 nt
Organism: Oryzias latipes (Japanese medaka)
Lineage: Eukaryota; Metazoa; Chordata; Actinopteri; Beloniformes; Adrianichthyidae
Biological process (GO): regulation of transcription by RNA polymerase II
Cellular component (GO): chromatin; transcription regulator complex; nucleus
Molecular function (GO): RNA polymerase II cis-regulatory region sequence-specific DNA binding; DNA-binding transcription factor activity, RNA polymerase II-specific
Source: RefSeq, a predicted model, not a curated record